Messenger RNA from Punctularia strigosozonata HHB-11173 SS5, 2874 nucleotides. RefSeq lists its product as uncharacterized. The transcript is spliced from 2 exons. The record is from RefSeq and is a predicted model, not a curated record. NCBI's taxonomy places the organism in Eukaryota, Fungi, Basidiomycota, Agaricomycetes, Corticiales, Punctulariaceae. Bases 1 to 2874 code for a protein of 957 amino acids.
AUGGGUGUCUCGAUACCUUUCUCUGGUCUCUCAGCCUCGUUGUCUGACUCGGAUAAUGUCAAUUUCGGUGACAAGGACUCCAUCAGGCGGCGUGCCCUCAUGGCCCUCGAGGGCAAGUCAGACGUCGGCACCUUUUCGAAGGUUCAGAUACCAGACUUCGACUCUCCUACACUGGUGAAGAAGCCGUUCGAAUUUCGUCCCGGCCAUGGCUUUGGCCUCAACACUAUCGCUGGCAAACGGGAUUCGUUCGGCAAGUCUAUGCGUUCUUCCUCGGCCUUGAAAGAGCAAUACCAGCUGGGCACUCUGGUGGAAGAGGAGGAAGAUCAGGAACAGGUCGAGGAUGAGACCGACUUCCCAUCGUCCGUCGUCGAUUCGCCGGCCUCGGUUGAGGUUUCCACUCCCUCGGGCGCCCCCAUCCGGCAUCGCCCUGCGAGCCUCAACCUUCGUCCUUUGACCCUUGCGGGCGGUUUACCCACACCCUCGCUUUCCCCCAACCUUAACUCCGGAUCUCGACGUCCCAUGCUGAACAUCCACACCGACAGUCCUUCGCCCGCCAAGCUCGAUGACGUCAAGUCAAAGCGGCUCAGUAGGAUCUCCUACAAGCCCGCAUCCAUCGACACGCCGCCCACAGCUGCCAUUCAUGGUUUCGGACUUCCAACUCCUGAAAUGACGCCCACGAGUGAACACCGCUACUCUGCCAAUAGCGAUGUCAGCGAGCGCCCGCUGUCCACCAGCGAACAACAAUUCCUGCACAAGUCUCACCAUGCACUUCUGGCCCGCAUCGAAGAUUUGGAGCGCGCUCUUUCUUCUUCGCGCUCGGAGUCUCGUGGGCGCAGCCGUCCAGCAUCUUUCAUGUCUGAUAUAUCAUCACGCUCCCAUAUCACGGACAGUAACGACGAGAUGAUCCAGCUCGUUACAGAUCUCAAGGCUGAGAGAGAUGAGCUCAAACUUCAGCUGGAGGCCGAUGCUGACGGCUGGCGCAGUCGGGUCGCUGGAUUGGAAAACCAGGUUGGCGUGCUCGCUAAGCGCGUCGAGCUAGAGCGCCGAGAGGCUUGGGUUGCCCGAGAACGUGCCGGCUUGCUCGACGUUGAGAAGAAGGCCUUGGCAAAGGACCUCGAGGUGCAGAAGGCGGCAUUCCAUGACUUGUCUAUCAAGCAUGAGUCGGUAAGGAAGGAACUGGAGGACGCGAAGGAGUUGACCGAAAGCCUCCGAGGCGAAAUCAUUUCUGCCCGUCACAUGACGGAGGAGUGUGUUCGUUUACGUGCCGCUCUGGAUGAGGAAAGGAAGAGGCGGGAGCAGUACGAGCGGGAGUUGGAUCACGCGGGUCUCCUCACUACGCCUACGCCAGGCGCUUUCCAAUUCCCUGCCAAGCCUCGCUCGUCAGGCUUGAGCAUGCUGCCUGCGGACUCGGACAGGUCUCUCACCGACGUCGACGAACCAAACCUGCAGCCGACGGCCGUCGCUGAUCCGGACGAGGAUGGCGAGGACGAAGAGCAUGUAUUGGCUCACUACGAGGAUGAAGACUCUGACCUCAGUUGCGGUAGCCUUCAUUCGUCAGUGUCUUCGUUCCAGGAUCAUUCAGAGCUCUCGUCUAGUGGCUUCCCCAAGACUCCGUCUCCUGUGUCUGUCCAGCCUCGUCCCUCGCACGCUUCGCGAGCUUCCCUAUCCCGGACUUGGACCUUCCCGAAGGGUCCUCGACAGACUGCUGUCAAGCGGGAAGAGGAGGUCGACACGUUCUUUGGAUACUCGGAGGAUCUGGACUCUUCUCCAGCCGCUGUUUGGUCCGGGGCCAACGAGGAAUUGAAUUCAGGCUUCUCAUUCGGCCUCAACCUUAACGAAGAGGACGAACUACCUCCUUUCAUUCUGCCUCUAGACGUAGGCAUCGAGGUUCCUCAGCCCUUGGACAUCAUCAUUGACGAUACGGAUACGGAUAACUUGGAAGGCCAGGUGCUCAAAGGCGGCAUCAAGUUCACUUUUACCGCGCCAACUGCACCCUCCACGCCGGAACCCGUCGAGCGCGCUCUGCUUGUAGAGCCUAAGCCGGAGUUCGAGGCUCGAGUUGUUGAGGCUGCGGAAGUUGCAGCAGCGCCUCCACCGCCAGCUGCGGGCCGAACUGGCUCCGCCGUCGUACGGCCGACAACUCCCCCGAGGGUACAUGCUGUCUCGGGGACUUCGAAACGAACGGCCCCGUCCUUCAUUCCUCAACCGAAGGGAAAGACAGUGACCCCCAUCAAAAGCGCGCCUCGUCGAAGUGUCGCUGGGGAGCGUAAAGUCAGCCCGGUCUUGUUCACGCCUCCGCGCUCUCCUUCAAACAGUCCUUCUGACCGUAGGACAUCGGUAUUCUCACCUCAAGCCAAAGCACCCUCGAGUACGCCGCCUCCUCUCUCCCAUCGCGCGCUCGAAGAUACAAAUGAUCCCACUAGAUACUCUGAUUCCAGUGAGACGCCCGGCUCCGCUCCGGUUCUGAGGUUCCCCUCCAUCCUCCACUCACCGGUAACGUCUGUUCCGCCUCAAGUGACGAAGAAUCCAGCUACAACGGCUCCAGUUGGCCCACGAUUCUCUAUCCAAACGUUCACCUCUUACUUUCCCAACCUUUCGUGGAACCCCCUCGCAAGCGGGUCUGGCACAUCCGCUCAAGAGACAAAAGUGGGUCCUGCUGCUUCGGUUCCAGCACCGAAUCCGUCUACGUCUCCUGGAGAGGCUGUGCAUGGGUUUCGCCAUCUCGCUAAUGAUCCUGAGCGUAUGCCGAGAUUUGUCGUCAAGGCCAAACAGCUGGAAAAAUUGCGGUUACGUAUGGAAGAAGAGCGCAUGCGACAAGACGCCGUCUUCAUGGGUGACUGCCGUCGAUGCACUAGUCAAUAUCUCUCGGUUUGA